This is a messenger RNA of Misgurnus anguillicaudatus (oriental weatherfish), 1110 nucleotides long. Lineage: Eukaryota; Metazoa; Chordata; Actinopteri; Cypriniformes; Cobitidae. The record is from RefSeq and is a predicted model, not a curated record.
AAAACGUUUCCAACAAGAUGUGAGCACAAGGUGGAACAGUACAUAUUAUAUGCUGGAAAGCCUUUUUGCGCAAAAGCGAGUCUUGGCUACAUACAUAGCAGAUCAUGACCUGCCCGCGACAUUCACCGCAUACCAGUGGGUGUUAAUCGAGAACGUUCUCUCUCUUCUCGCCCCCUUUGAGCAGAUAACAAAAGAGAUAAGCUCAUCUGAUGCAUCUGUGGCAGACGUCAUACCCUUACUUGCAGCACUAAAGCGUCUUUUAAACAAAGAGGCUGAAACAGACCACGGAGUAAAAACAACUAAAAGUGCGCUCUUAGAAGCUGUCAGCUCACGAUUUAGUCAGGCGGACUCAGAACCCCUGUACUGCAUCGCGACUGUGCUUGAUCCACGAUAUAAAGAUCAUUACUUGGAUGUGGGGAAAAAGAUGCGCACACGAGAAAUGAUCCAGGCCGAGUUGGAUUUGGGAAAGCCGCUAGGUGAUGGAGACGGUCAGGUGAUGCACAGCGCAGGAGAUGAAAACAGCGCAGAGAGUAAACGGGCUCGUACUACAGAUGAGCCGCGCACAGUCUCGCUGUCUGACAUGUUCGAUGAGAUCCUCCAAGAGAAUAACCCAUUUGCAAGACAGAGGACAAGCUCGACCGCUCAACAGUUAGAUGGGUAUCUCUCAGAAGUCCCCAUCCCCAGGAGCAAUAACCCUCUCGAAUUUUGGAGGACCAAUCAAGGCCGCUUUCCCGACCUGGCGCAGAUGGCACGCAGGUACUUGUCUGCUCCAUGCACAAGCACCGACAGUGAGAGACUGUUUAGUGCUGCAUCUCAUGUCAUCGAUGAGAAGAGGAACCGACUUUCAUGUGAGAAAGCAGAGAAGCUACUUUUCAUAAAGAAGAACCUGCCACUUUUCCUGAAGAAGUAGGCUAAGUAGGCUUAUGUCUAGGACAGUUAUUCAUUUGUUGUGGGUUCAUCCACAUUUUUUGCACUAUUCAAUGCACAUUUGUUGUUGUAGACAUACAGAGUUACAUUCUUUCAGCAGUCAGUUAUAGGCCUAACAUAGGCUAUCAAGAAGGGGGGCUGGCUUCAAAAAUGGCCAAUUUUUUUUUACUAAUUUAUUUAUUU